UGAGAGCCUUGGAAUCGUAGCUCCACCGAGCCUGAACCAGUGAAGAAUGGAGCCGAGAAUUAUUAUAGUUACAUUGUAACCAGCUAGAACGUACAUAUUGUAGCAAUCCUUUAAUUCCGAACGUGGAAAAGGACAGACAUGCAACCCCUACGCUGAAGAGGAGCGGCAGGGGCAAGAAAAAGGGGGAAAGAUGGGCGCCGUGCUACGGAGUCUGUUGUUGUGUAGUUUUUGUUUGCUAAUACGGGGAGCCCCCUUGCUCCUGUAUGCCAACCGACGGGACCUGCGGCUGGUGGACGCGUCGCAGGCCCGCGCCAACGCCACGGUGGUGGUCAGCGGCCUGGAGGACGCGGCGGCGGUGGAUUACGUCUACAGCCAGGGCCUGAUCUACUGGAGCGACGUGAGCGAGGAGGCCAUCAAGCGCACCGUGUUCAACCACUCGGGCGGCGCCAGCAGCCCCAGCGGCGUCCAGGCCACCGUGGUCUCGGGCCUGGCCUCCCCCGACGGCCUGGCCUGCGACUGGCUCGGGAAGAAGCUGUACUGGACCGACUCGGAAACGAAUCGGAUAGAGGUGGCCGAGCUGGACGGGUCGCUGCGGAAAGUGCUCUUCUGGCAGGACCUGGAUCAGCCGAGGGCCAUCGCCUUGGAUCCAGAGAGAGGGUACAUGUACUGGACAGACUGGGGUGAGGUCCCAAAGAUCGAGCGGGCAGGGAUGGACGGUACGAGUCGACAGAUGAUCAUCGACACUGACAUCUACUGGCCCAACGGACUAACCCUUGACUACGAUGAGAAGCAGCUCUACUGGGCCGACGCCAAGUUCAACUUCAUCCACCGGUCCAGCCUUGAUGGAACCUCGAGGGAAGUGGUUGUCGGAGGUGAGUUGCCACACCCCUUUGCGCUGACGCUGUUUGAGGGCACGCUCUUCUGGACGGACUGGACGACGCAUUCGGUGCACUCCUGCAACAAACUCACGGGGGACGACCGCCGGGAGAUCCACUCCAACAUUUUCUCCCCCAUGGACAUCCACGUCUUCAGCCAAAAGAGGCAACCGACAGUGCCGACCCCCUGCUCGGUGAAGAACGGAGGUUGCUCCCACCUGUGCCUGCUCUCUCCCAUCAAGCCCUUCUACCAGUGUGCCUGCCCCACCGGAGUCCAGCUGCUGGACGACAAGAAGGAGUGCCGAGACGGUGCCACCCAGCUCCUCCUCCUGGCACGGCGCACCGACCUGCGGCAGAUCUCCCUGGACACGCCAGACUUCACCGACAUCAUCAUGCCCGCCGAGGACAUCCGCCACGCCAUCGCCAUCGACUACGACCCCAUCGAGGGCUACGUGUACUGGACGGACGACGAGGUGCGUGCCAUCCGGCGGUCCUACCUGGACGGCAGCGACGCGCAGCUGGUGGUCACCUCGCAGGUGAGCCACCCGGACGGCAUCGCCGUGGACUGGGUCGCCCGCAACCUGUACUGGACCGACACCGGCACCGACCGCAUCGAGGUGACCCGCCUGAACGGCACCAUGCGCAAGAUCCUGAUCUCCGAGGACCUGGACGAGCCCAGAGCCAUUGUGCUGGAUCCAGUGGCAGGGUACAUGUACUGGACUGACUGGGGGGAGAUCCCGAAGAUCGAGCGGGCGGCCCUGGACGGCACGGAGCGGGUGGUGAUGGUCAACACCUCCCUGGGCUGGCCCAACGGCUUGGCGCUGGACUACGACGAGAAGAAGGUGUACUGGGGCGACGCCAAGACGGACAAGAUCGAGGUGAUGAACAUGGACGGCAGCGGGCGGCGGAUCCUGGUGGAGGACAAGCUGCCGCACAUCUUCGGCUUCACGCUGCUGGGCGACUGGAUCUACUGGACGGACUGGCAGCGGCGCAGCAUCGAGCGCGUGCAGAAGCACACGGCCGAGCGCGAGACCAUCAUCGACCAGCUGCCCGACCUCAUGGGCCUCAAGGCCACCUACGUGCACGAGACCUUCGGUACGAACGCGUGCGCCGACAACAACGGCGGCUGCAGCCACCUGUGCCUGUACCGGCCGCAGGGCGUGGCGUGCGCCUGCCCCAUCGGCCUGGAGCUCAUCGCCGACAUGAGCACGUGCAUCGUGCCCGAGGCCUUCCUGCUCUUCUCGCGCCACACCGACAUCCGCCGCAUCUCCCUGGAGACCAACAACAACAACGUGGCCAUCCCGCUCACCGGCGUCAAGGAGGCCUCGGCGCUGGACUUCGACGUGACCGACAACCGCAUCUACUGGACCGACAUCACGCUCAAGACCAUCAGCCGGGCGUUCAUGAACGGCAGCUCCCUGGAGCACGUGGUGGAGUUCGGGCUGGAUUACCCAGAAGGCAUGGCGGUGGACUGGCUGGGGAAGAACCUGUACUGGGCCGACACGGGGACCAACCGCAUCGAGGUGGCCAAGCUGGACGGGCAGCACCGGCAGGUUCUGGUGUGGAAGGACCUGGACAGUCCCAGGGCCCUCGCUCUGGACCCAGCCGAGGGAUUCAUGUACUGGACAGAGUGGGGCGGCAGGCCCAAGAUCGACCGGGCUGCCAUGGACGGCACCGGCCGCAUCACCCUAGUGGCCAACGUGGGCCGGGCCAACGGGCUCACCAUCGACUACGCCGAGCGGCGCCUGUACUGGACCGACCUGGACACUACACUCAUCGAGUCGUCGAACAUGCUUGGCGGUGAUCGGGAAGUGAUCGCGGAGGACCUGCCGCACCCGUUCGGCCUCACGCAGUACCAGGACUACAUCUACUGGACCGACUGGAGCCUGCGCAGCAUCGAGCGGGCCAACAAGACCAGCGGGCAGAACCGCACGGUGAUCCAGGGCCACCUGGACUACGUGAUGGACAUCCUGGUGUACCACUCGUCGCGGCAGGGCGGCUGGAACGCCUGCGCCUCCACCAACGGCCACUGCUCGCACCUGUGCCUGGCCGUGCCCGUCAGCAGCUACGUGUGUGGCUGCCCCGCCCACUACUCGCUCAACUACGACAACAAGACCUGCAGCGCCCCGACCUCCUUCCUCCUCUUCAGCCAGAAGACGGCCAUCAACCGCAUGGUGAUCGACGAGCAGCAGAGCCCCGACAUCAUCCUGCCCAUCCACAGCCUGAAGAACGUGCGCGCCAUCGACUACGACCCGCUGGACAAGCACCUCUACUGGAUCGACUCCAAGCAGAACGCCAUCCGACGCGCCCAGGAGGACGGCAAUCAGAGCAUGACGGUGGUGUCCAACUCGCUGGUGGGGCCCAACCUGGGGCUGCAGCCGUUUGACCUGAGCAUCGACAUCUACAGCCGCUACAUCUACUGGACCAGCGAGGUGACCAACGUCAUCAACGUCACGCGCACCGACGGAACCCGCGUGGGCGUGGUGUUCCGCGGCGAGCACGACAAGCCCCGCGCCAUCGUGGUCAACCCGGAGCGAGGGUACAUGUACUUCACCAACCUCCAGGAGCGGUCCCCUAAGAUCGAGCGGGCAGCGCUGGACGGCACCGAGCGCGAGGUCCUGUUCUUCAGCGGCCUGGUCAAGCCAGCAGCUCUCGCCAUCGACAACGAGGCGGGCAAGCUCUUCUGGGUGGACUCGGAGCUGCGGCGCAUCGAGAGCAGUGACCUAUCAGGAGCGAACCGGAUCGUGAUCGAGGACUCCAGCAUCCUGCAGCCGGUGGGGCUGACGGUCUUCGGCGACCACCUGUACUGGAUCGACCGGCAGCAGCAGAUGAUCGAGCGCAUCGACAAGACGACGCGCGAGGGCCGCACCAAGAUCCAGGCGCGCAUCGCCGCCCUCAGCGACAUCCACGCCGUGCAGGAGCUGGACAUGCGCGAAUACAGUAAGCACCCGUGUACGUCUGAGAAUGGCGGCUGCUCUCAUAUCUGCAUAGUGAAGGGAGACGGGUCGACACGCUGCUCCUGUCCCGUGCACCUCAUGCUGCUGCAGGACGAGCUCACCUGUGGAGAGCCGCCCACGUGUUCGCCGGAGCAGUUCCAGUGCCGCUCGGGCGAGGUGUACUGCAUCCCGCAGGCGUGGCGCUGCGACGGCUACCCCGAGUGCGACGACGACAGCGACGAGCAGGACUGCCCCGUGUGCUCCGAGAGCGAGUUCCAGUGCGACAGCCGCCAGUGCGUGGACCUGGCACUGCGCUGCAACGGCGAGGUCAACUGCCAGGACAGCUCCGACGAGGACAAGUGCGAAAUCCGCUGCGCUCCCGAUCAGUUCAGUUGUGCCAACGGCCCGUGCAUCGGCAAGCACAAGAAGUGUGACCACAACAUGGACUGCACAGACAACUCGGACGAGCUCGGAUGCUACCCUACAGAGGAGCCCUCGCCCCCGUCCUCCAACACCAUCAGCUCCAUCGUGGGGGUCGUCUUGGCGCUGUUUGUGGUGGGCGCCGUCUACUUUGUGUGCCAGCGGGUGCUGUGCCCGCAGAUGAAGGACGACGGCGAGACCAUGACCAACGACUUUGUGGUCCACGGACCCUCCUCCGUGCCCCUGGGAUAUGUGCCGCACCCAAGCUCGCUGUCGGGCUCACUACCGGGCAUGUCGCGAGGGAAGUCGCUGGUCGGGUCGCUAAGCAUCAUGGGUGGAAGCAGCGGUCCUCCGUACGACCGUGCCCACGUGACUGGCGCGUCGUCCAGCAGCUCCUCCAGCACCAAGGGCACUUACUUCCCUCCGAUCCUGAACCCUCCUCCUUCUCCAGCCACAGUGCGCUCUCAGUACACCAUGGAGUUCGGCUACUCGUCCAACAGCCCCUCCACCCACCGCUCAUACAGGGUCUAUAGCUAUCGGCACUUUGCGCCGCCAACCACCCCGUGCAGCACAGACGUGUGCGACAGCGACUACACGCCGGGCCGCCGCGUGCCCCACCACCACCACCACCACCACCGGCCACCAGGGGGCGGCGGCGGCGGCGGCAGCACGGGCACGGCCGGCUCCGGCUCGGCCGCCUUCGCCAAGGGCUACGCCAGCGACCUCAACUACGACUCGGAGCCCUUCCCGCCGCCGCCCACGCCGCGCUCCCAGUACAUGUCGGCCGAGGAGAACAACUGCGAGAGCUGCCCGCCCUCGCCGUACACGGAGCGCAGCUACUCGCACCACCUCUACCCGCCCCCCCCGUCGCCCUGCACCGACUCCUCGUGAGCCGCCUCCCGAAAAAACGCCAGCCCCCCGCUGCACUGCCGCCUCACUGUACAUAUUAACCCCCCCAACCCCCCACCACCCUCCCCAAAAUGGUGCAACUUCGCAACUUCGGACUUUGGUUUUCAAAGAAAAGAGAAGGAUAAAGGAACACGUGAAAAAGCGGGGCGAGGGAGAGACGCGUAGGAAUGGCGAGAAAGUCCUGGAGCGGACGGGACCCGCCUAUCGGACUCGGUAGGAGAAUCCUGUACCGCUGCAUAAGGAGCAAAGGAGAGGUCAUUCAUCCAAGAAAAAAAAAAGGUGUUGGUGGGCACACUCUGAGCGGGCAAGACAUUUGUACAUGUAAAGAGAGAGAGAAAAAAGAAAAACAAAAGCAUAUUUAUAUAUUUUCUAUACAGCGUUUAUUGGUUCUGCCAUAGAGGUUUGUAUUAAAAAAAGAAAUUUGUACACUUUGUUUUUAUUUUCGUUUUUUUAUUUUUAUUUGUAAUUUUUUUUUUUUUUCCUUCCAACUUUUAUUUUUCAAAGAAAAAAAGUUUUAUGGAAUCCUCACACAAUAACGUUGCCUUAAUCCAUGGGGAAAAACAAAACAAAACAAAUUAAACUACCUUCUUUGGAGGCCGAAGGACUCAGAAGCGCACAAACAGAGAACAAAUCUAAAGAGCGAAUCGAGAGGGGAAAGCUAACAAAAAACAAAAAAGAGCUGUUUUUCUUUUUUCUUUUAAGUAGCCUUUCUGAUACCAAAUACGUCACACACCAAUGUGUAGAGGGAUGGAGGGAUGGGAGAAUUAAUGGAGGGGAGAGGGCGCCCUCUGGUGUUGCCAGGCCGCUCCUACACUGUGCCAUUCUGCAACAGCGGCAGCCAUUUUGUCAGCAGGGUUGCAGUGUGAUGCAACCACCAGCCGGGCAAGCUGACACUCAAUCACCAAGUGUCAGAGAGGGAGAGAUAAGCGUUUUUUUUGUUUGUUUGUUUGUUUGUCUGUUUUUAACCGUGUCUUUUUACUUUCUAGAUGAUGUUAGUCACUUUUCCCUCAUGAGCCAUAAGCUGUUCUUUUUUGAAAAAAAAAAAAAAAAUGUUUUGAACUGGAAUUCAAAUUGGAGUCCCAAAUCCUGCAAACCAUCAGUUCUGGAGCAAUAACACAGUGAGUGUGAAGACACUGCUCUGGCUGUGGACUUCAACAGAUCUCAAAUGUGAGCAUUACAAUCAAGUGGCAAAAGACCAUAGGCAGCACCAUGGAAGAGGAUGACACCUCAUGGAUUGUGCUAGUUGCAAAAUCUUGAGGUUGAUUGUUGGUCGCAGUCCCAACGCACACUUUGUUAUUGAAGACUUGUGUGUCGGCAGGUGUUGGUGGUCAUCGUCUCCCAAGCAAUCAACCAAAACCAGAUUUUUGUUUUGUUUUGUUUUGUUUUGUUUUGUUUUGUUUGUUUGUUGUUGAUUUGCUUUUUUUGUAUUACUUUAUUACUUUUCCUUGGAGUGCUGGAUUACAAAUCUUGUGACUUUAUCCGGUGGGCCAAGCACCUCACGUUCCUCGCAGCAUCCCUGUCUCUCCGACCUGUUCGCUUUUUCUGUCGACUUCACCUUGAUGAAACAGUGUUGUUGUUUUCUUUCUUUCUUUUUUUUUUUUUUUUUUUUUUUUUAAUUCAUCCAAUCCAUGAACAAGUUCUUGUGCCUGACCGAGGUUUUAACAGUUGGUUUAGUCGACUCGUGGGCUGUUUUUCAAGGGGAAAAAGAGAGAAAGGAAAAACUAAGGCAAUCAGUGCCCAGUGGAAGAAUCAAACAGAAAAAAAACAUUUUAAUAUUUUUAUACCACAUAUUGUGUAGAUAUCAUAUUUAUAAGCUAUAAAGAAAAUCAUUGUAAAUCUUCUCAUGGUAUCCUUGCAGUGCUUUUUUGUUCAUACUCUCCUCCAGUAUAUUCUGCAGUCUAUUUUUCUACUCAGAAAAGGUCUGUCUGUAAAGUAUGAAGACAAUCUGCGAUGGACCAUUCUGUCGUGAUUUUACAUAUCCGCGUUUAUCUGUCUCGUCGUGGCCCACAACCUUACUGCAUGGGUGUCAUCAGCUCAAGGGACCGUUGUGCCAAAACCCAAUUUGUACAAUCCUUAGACCAGUUUCUCUCUCUCUCUCUCUCUCUCUCUCUCUGUAUUUCUGUCUCUCUCCCUCUCUUUGUCUCUGUCUCUUUGCCUUUCUCUCUCUCUCUCUCUCUCUCUCUCUCUCUCUCUCUCUCUCUCUCUCUCUCUCUCUCUCUCUCUCUCUCUCUCUCUGCCUCACCAAUCAUGCAUGUGUGAGUGGGUAUAUGGAAAUUUCCAAGGGCCAUGUCUUUAUUGUGAGAUUGCUAUCUGAAUGUGGCAGCCUUUUUUAUUCUAAAUACUGCAGCUGUAGGCCAUAGGUGACUGCAUUGUUUGUUGCCAUUGAACGGGCUGCAACACCUGAUGAGCUUUCGUACCUCUUUUUUUUCCCUCAUUUCGUUUUCGUUUUCGUGUUUUUGUUUUUGUUUUUGUUUUUUGUUUUGUUUUGUCCUCAGAAACUGGACUUGAUUAAUGCGUUGACCCAACAAUCCUGCCUUUCCUAUCUCUGCCCAUUCUGCCCUUCCUCUAUAGUGUGUGUGCCUGUUGUUGUUUACGUUGGUCGAUUGCUCGUUUGCGUUGUUGUUUUUGUCGUCGUUAUUGUUGUUUCUGUUACAUCUCCUUUUCUUGUCGGACUCGUCUUGGCAUCGAUGCUCUGCUCUUCAGAGAGUAUUUCCAUUUGGUCUCGUUAUAGCCACGCCCACCUUCAUGUGCGCCUUUGGCUCAGUCUAAGUGAGAGGGGCUUGAUGGCCCGAGAUGAAUACAUACCUGUAUUUGCCAUUUAGUAGACAUUGUUUUUCACUGUCUGCUUCAUGCAGAGGUGUGGAAUUUUGAAAGGGUGCAUAUGAAAUGAAGAGGUUUUUGGCAAGUAAAGGCCAGGCGCAAGCAUAAGGAUUGGAUACCUGAGCAUUGGUCAGGGAGCAUUGGACUGCUUUUGUGUUGGUGUGUUUUCUUUGUUUUUUGUCUGAGACCGGUUUCUCAUUGGUGUAGGAGAAGCCAUCUAUGUGGCCACUAUUUUCGUAUUUUUGUGUCGUUUUUAUUUUUAGUAGGAGUAAUCAAAAGGCAUCACGCCAGAGAUCUGGCUGCCUCUCCCUUUCUGUUGCCAGUCUCCAGGGUUUUGUUUUGGACUUUUUUUCUCUUUUUUUUUUUUUUUCAGCUGGAACAUCCACAUCACUAAGUUUUGCUGCUGUCAACCACCACCAAAAAUGACUUCAGAUCAGUUUGUGGUACAAUCAUUAAUAUAAGGUGUGUGUGUGUUUGUGCUAGCGAGCGUGUGUGCGAGCGUGUGUGUGUGUGUCUGUGUGUGUGUAGACAUGUCUCCCAAAGUCCCCCCACCCACAGCCCCGACCCUGACGACCCUUUAAACAUUUUUGCAAGGGCUUCUGGGUACAACCUGAGAGUCAUUGGUCGGUUGACCACAGUCAGAUCAAACCAGCAUUGCCAGGAGAGGUUCUCAUUUUCCUAAACUGCACUUUACAGGAACUCCUGCUUAAUUACAGGUACAACGAAACGCAAAACUGAAAGAAUGUGUGAGUGUGUUGUGAUUGUGUGUGCGUGCGUGUGUGUGCACGCUUGUUCUGAGUGAGUGAUUGUGUGUGUGUGUGUGUGUGUGUGUGUGUGUGUGUGUGUGUGUCUCUUAAGAGUGAGAGACCGAAAAUCCCAUCAAAGUGCUGCCAACUUAACUCUUGGAUGUAUGUAUCAUGGUGUCUGCGAAAUGAAAUGUAGUAUAUACACACAAACAGAACGAAACUGGCAUCCAAAGGUGUGAAAUCAUCAGGAUAGUAAGCACUGCAUCCGUGGGCCGAGCUGAUUGGUCUGCUCUCUUCAGCUUUAGCAUUUGGAACUGGACAAGUUGAGGAUUGGGAGAAAAAAAAAUGUAAAAGUGGCAGACGAGUGCUGAAAAAAAACGAUUUGGAAAGCUUGUGACGGAAGUGGGUGUCGAGGGAAUGAGAAGCGAGUCGCCGUAAGUUGUUUUGUUUCGCUGGAGUAGCCUAGCCGUGGGGUAAACCGUACAAAAAAGCACUUUUAGCUCCACCACGUUGGCAGGGCUACUGUGGCAUCUGAGGGAGGGGAAACAGUGGGAGAAAUAAAGUCGGUUUCGAAUCGAAGAGUCGGUCACUCAUUCAUUUUUAUACCAUGGUGCUUUGCAAGGAUGUUUUUUCAAGAUGACCAACAUUUGGUUAGUCAUGCAUUUAAUUUCCACUAACUAUUUUGUACAUUGAUCGCUUUACAUGUAAAACGUUGUAUAAAACAGACUUGUACAGCCCAUUCAAUAACUACUAUAAGCUGUUGUAACAAAUGAAAUGUUGAUUUUUUUAAUAAAAAUGAGUGAACUUUUA
Sardina pilchardus (European sardine) is the source of this 9516-nucleotide messenger RNA. It is a transcript of the gene lrp6, whose product is annotated as low density lipoprotein receptor-related protein 6. The transcript is spliced from 23 exons. Gene Ontology annotation, molecular function: Wnt-protein binding; Wnt receptor activity. Gene Ontology annotation, biological process: chemical synaptic transmission; canonical Wnt signaling pathway; Wnt signaling pathway involved in somitogenesis. The record is from RefSeq and is a predicted model, not a curated record. Bases 191 to 5122 code for a protein of 1643 amino acids. NCBI's taxonomy places the organism in Eukaryota, Metazoa, Chordata, Actinopteri, Clupeiformes, Clupeidae.